UCUCUUGGGAGGUAAAAACGCCAUGUGUACACUGUAGUGUACAAAGCGCCUAAAGUCCACCACUUUCAUCCCCAAAACGGUUGGCCAAGGAUGAGAGAGUUCGUCAUCCUUGGUUCCUCCUCCUCCAUUGCCACUCCUUCCCUCCACCUCCACCUUCACCACUCCCCCAAACCCUACAGGUCCUCCCUUCCCAACCCAACAAAGCUAUCUUCUUCUAAACCACCACCACCACCACCACCACCACCAUCUUCCUCUCCGCUAGUCCCCAUACUCCAUUCUCCUUCUCCUCUCCGCUCCGCCCGCCAUGUCGUCCUCCUAAAGUAUUAUGCCGACCUUGCAUCGAAGCUCGCAGGGAGCGGGAGGCUCGAAGACUUCUCAAUGAUUGUGGAAAGCGUUAUUGUUUCGGGGGCAAACACCUCCAAGUUUCUCGCAGCGUUGAGUUCUGAGCUCUUGGUCCAGGGGAUUUUGACAUGUCUUCGGGGGAAGGUUCGGACUGUAAUUGAUGUUUUAAGGAAAGUGGGGAAGCUUCGGGUUAGUCCAUUGAAGUUGGUUAACGGGUCUGCUACGGAGUUGCUGGGCAUAGAGUGCCGGCGCCUUGUGAAAUGCGGGGAAGUGGAGGAAGUUGUUGAGUUGAUGGCGGUUCUCGCAGGUUUCCGUUUCUCAAUCAAAGAAUUACUGAAGCCUUCUGAGAUUAUUAGAGUUUGUGUUGACAAACGCAACCCAAAACUGGCUAUAAGGUAUGCUUGUAUUCUUCCACAUGCGCAGAUAUUAUUCUGUACCAUUAUACAUGAAUUUGGAAAGAAAGGGGACCUGGUGUCUGCUUUGAGAGCAUAUGAGGCAUCCAAGCAAACCAUCAGUGGUCCUAAUAUGUAUGUCUACCGCACAAUGAUUGAUGUUUGUGGUCUUUGUGGAGAUUACAUGAAAUCGAGGUACACGUAUGAGGACUUGCUCAACCAAAAGAUCACCCCGAAUAUUUAUGUUUUCAACAGUCUCAUGAACGUGAACGCUCAUGAUUUGAGCUACAUAUUGGAUGUAUACAAGAAUAUGCAGAAUCUUGGUGUCAGGGCAGAUAUGGCAUCUUAUAAUAUCCUUUUGAAGGCAUGCUGUCUUGCUGGCAGAGUUGAUUUGGCCCAAGACAUUUAUAAGGAAGUGCAGCAUUUGGAAUCAACAGGAACACUAAAGUUGGAUGUUUUCACUUACAGCACUAUUGUAAAGGUUUUUGCGGAUGCAAAAUUGUGGCAUAUGGCACUACACAUCAAAGAUGAUAUGUUGUCAGCUGGUGUGGCUCCUAACACUGUUGCAUGGUCAUCAUUGAUCAGCGCCUGUGCCAAUGCAGGUCUUGUAGAGCAGGCAAUUCAAUUGUUUGAAGAGAUGCUGCUGGCUGGCUGCGAACCCAACACACAGUGUUGCAACAUUCUUUUGCAUGCUUGUGUUGAGGCUUGCCAAUAUGACAGGGCCUUCCGUCUUUUCCAGUCUUGGAAGGGAAGUAGAGUCUCAGAGACUACUAGUGGAGAUUACAAGAGCAAUACUACAUCUAGCAAUUUAAGUGCAGAGCAUGCGGAAGAAAAUUGUAGUAGUACUGUUGCAAAUUGCAUAUCUUAUUCACAUCACUUAAACUUUUCUAAGAAGUUUCCUUUUACACCCACUACUGCAACGUACAAUAUUCUCAUGAAGGCUUGUGGUACUGAUUACUACCGUGCAAAUGCUUUGAUGGAUGAGAUGAUAGUAGUAGGUCUCUCCCCUAAUCAUAUAAGCUGGUCAAUUUUGAUUGAUAUAUGUGGAGGCUUGGGCAAUGUAGAAGGUGCUAUACAGAUUUUGAGACAUAUGCUUGGUGCUGGAAUUCAGCCAGAUGUUGUUGCAUAUACAACAGCCAUCAAGGUUUGCGUGGAAAAUAAAAAUUUGAAGCUAGCGUAUUCAUUAUUUGAGGAAAUGAAAAACUAUCAGAUUCGUCCAAAUUUGGUGACUUAUAAUACACUUCUAAGGGCCCGCACCAGAUAUGGUUCCUUACAUGAAGUACAACAAUGCCUGUCUAUAUAUCAAGAUAUGCGGAAGGCAGGGUACAAAUCCAAUGAUUAUUAUCUGGAGGCACUCAUAGAGGAGUGGUGUGAAGGAGUUCUACAAGAUGCGAAAGGAGAGUUCAGUUCCUGCAACAAGGUCAACAUAGGGAGACCUCAAAGUAUACUUCUUGAAAAAGUUGCAACGCACUUGCAGAAGAGUGAAGCUGAAAGCCUAGCUAUUGAUCUUCAGGGGCUAACAAAGCUUGAAGCUCGGAUUGUCGUUCUUGCAGUCCUGCGAAUGUUCAAAGAGAACUACCAUACUCAUGGAAAUUCGGUAAAAGAUGACAUCUUGAUCAUCUUAGGAGUCAGUAAAGAAGAUACAAGUGCAGAAAGGCACAAUUUAGAGGUGAAAAAUGCGAUGAUUAAACUUCUGAGGGAUGAAUUGGGGCUUAAGGUUCUUUCUGCAGGACCUAGAAAUGGACUUCGUGAGAAGGCGUAUUUGGAAUGCACUCUUGAAUCAGAUUUAAACCUAGAAGAAUUGAUAGGAAGGAAUAGUUUACCCGCAAAGUUGGAAUGUUCCACUAGGAGACCUGCGAUUGUACAGAGGUUAAAGAUCACCCGGAAGUCAUUGCAUUAUUGGUUGCAAAGAAGAGUAGGUGACAUUAGAAUAUGAUUAUUUUUUGUAUGUGAAAUCAGUUCAAAGAGUUUGUACAUGUAUAAGAUAUGCUAUAUUCUUUACAUUUUGCUUUCAAAGCGGAAUAAGCAGCUCAAUGUAAAAACC
Molecule: messenger RNA, 2778 nt
Organism: Juglans microcarpa x Juglans regia
Lineage: Eukaryota; Viridiplantae; Streptophyta; Magnoliopsida; Fagales; Juglandaceae
Product: pentatricopeptide repeat-containing protein At5g02830, chloroplastic
Molecular function (GO): protein binding
Source: RefSeq, a predicted model, not a curated record